Messenger RNA from Brassica oleracea var. oleracea, 795 nucleotides. RefSeq lists its product as uncharacterized. The transcript is spliced from 4 exons. The record is from RefSeq and is a predicted model, not a curated record. The coding region runs from base 46 to 615 and encodes 189 amino acids. NCBI's taxonomy places the organism in Eukaryota, Viridiplantae, Streptophyta, Magnoliopsida, Brassicales, Brassicaceae.
GGAUUGAUGCUGGGAUAAACUUGAAAAAGGGUUGUGUUUGGAAGCAUGGAGCCACCACCGAGUUCGCGAGCGGAGGAACCUCCGUCAUGGGACGAGCUUUACAAAAUCAAUCUAAUGCCAUCGGAGCUGUUUCUCAAGUUCCGAAAAGAGCUCCAAGGCCUUCGCGUCGGCGUCAAUCUCGAGUUGUAUAACGAACCCACGAAUGAUUACCACGCAAAGCUUGUUCUGAAGCCAUUAUCACCAGAACGGAAGUGGAAGUUUAUUUAUGAGCCUUUACACCAAGAAGUUCGUGUUCUUUCAAAGAAGAUUCCUCUCACCAGAUUUCUCAAUCUCCAGGUUGGUGUUGGGCAUAACUUUCAAAUGAACGCAAUGGGUUGGAAAUGGAAGCUUACCUCUUGUUUGGGUGGAGAUGGUGUGUCUCGGAUCCAAAACAAAACCACUCUUGGUUUGACUCCUGGUGUCGAUCUGCGGUUUGGUUGGAGAGCUGAUUUUGUACUCCCUGAAGUUACUGGAGCUCUUGGUACUGAAGAACCGUUAUUCAACAUGAGCUCGGGGCGUUUAGAGGCAUCACUGGAUAGAGUAGAAGCCAUUUUAACACAUUCCGAAUAUCUAUAACCAAUCCGUUACUUGUGUGGUUUUUUUCAAACUAGUCUCUAUCAUCUGAUAAACUGUUAGUAUAACUCUCUUUUUUUCUUGGUUUUGAUAUUGAGAUCGUCUUCGUGUUAGGUAUACCUGAAAUAUAUUAUGUUACAUAUUCAGAAGAUCUUGACAAUAUCAGAAGGCAAACGUAAAUAU